This is a messenger RNA of Helianthus annuus (common sunflower), 585 nucleotides long. RefSeq names its product non-specific lipid-transfer protein AP10-like. The transcript has 2 exons. The coding region runs from base 12 to 359 and encodes 115 amino acids. NCBI's taxonomy places the organism in Eukaryota, Viridiplantae, Streptophyta, Magnoliopsida, Asterales, Asteraceae. Gene Ontology annotation, biological process: lipid transport. Gene Ontology annotation, molecular function: lipid binding. Gene Ontology annotation, cellular component: membrane. The record is from RefSeq and is a predicted model, not a curated record.
AAUAAGAAAAGAUGAAAGGACCAAUGGCUAUAGCCAUGUUAGCCAUGAUAGUCAUGGGUCUAGUCAUGGUGUACCCAAGUGAAGCCAUUGGUUGCAAUGAUCUUAUUGGCAUGCUCUCACCAUGCAUAGGCUACCUAACAUCAGGUGGUUCACUCACAAAGAGCUGUUGUGAUGGAAGCAAGAGGGUUCUAGCCGCUACUCGGAGCCGAGCGGAUAAGCGAACGGCUUGUAUUUGUUUUAAGAGCGCGGCUCUCCGGCUAAAGGUCAGGCACGACCUUGCCGGAAGCCUUCCGGGAAAGUGUGGCAUCGUCUCCCCCGUUCCAAUCAGACCUGACAUCAACUGCAACUCUAUUCCUUGAGGUGGUGUGACGAGUUGCCGGAUACUAAUAAACAAUGACAGGAGGCGUGUGGCGGCGAGGUGGUGUUUCGCCGCCGGAAUAAAUACAUGUAUUUUCUUUUUUAUGUGUUAUAUAGAGUAUGGUAUUGUGUAUUGUGUGUAGUAUGUACUAUAUAUAUGGUUCGGCCAGCGUCCAUGGCUUCUAUGGACUUUGGCAUAAAUAUAUAUACAUAUCUAUCCAAAUAAAA